Necator americanus (New World hookworm) is the source of this 657-nucleotide messenger RNA. RefSeq lists its product as uncharacterized. Lineage: Eukaryota; Metazoa; Nematoda; Chromadorea; Rhabditida; Ancylostomatidae. Bases 1 to 657 code for a protein of 218 amino acids. The record is from RefSeq and is a predicted model, not a curated record. The transcript has 6 exons.
AUGUCCGAUGUGCCCUCGUCCUUGUCUGGGUUUGAAUACACUAUUGAUAAGACUUGGGAUGGAUUACCUAUUGAUCACGACCCUAUUCAUGUGAAAAUGAAAUGGCUUUUCGCCAGACUUCCAGGCAAGCCACACAAAAGAGUGAUCAAAGUCAAUUUCCAGGCUCCUUUAUUUGAUGAUCCCGAAGCGCCACCAGACCCGCCUGGGAUACUACCUGGACUUUGGGAAUAUGAGGUUGUUGAAUUUUUCUUCGCUAAUAAUCGUAACCAAUAUCUUGAAGUAGAAGUUGGCCCCCAUGGACACUGGCUUUGCUUGUUAUUUGAUGGAAUUCGGAAGCCAUUCAAUUCUGGAGAAGAGCUGGAAUUGGAGAUCACUAAUAAAUUCGUUGGAAACGUAUGGCACUGCGAAUUCGAGAUUCCUCUUGCUUAUUUACCAGGAAAUAUAACCAAAUUCAAUUCUUUUGCAAUUCAUGGUACAGGAGACGAGCGGGUAUACGAAGCGUUAAAUCCUGUGACAGACGGGCAUUACGAGAAGCCAGAUUUUCAUCGGCUACAGUUUUACGGCAAAAUUAAUAUGCGCCGAUUAUUGCCGGACGGAUACGGGACGAAGCCGUUCAUCGACUACAAAUACGGGGAUGUGUGGAAGGACCACUAUUGA